UUAGCUAAUGUCAGGCUGAUUAAUGGAAGUAACUCCUGUUCUGGAAGAGUGGAGGUUCAAUAUAAUGGAAUAUGGGGAACAGUGUGUGAUGAUGGCUGGGAUCUGUCAGAUGCUGCAGUGGUGUGUAAAGAGAUGGGCUGUGGAGAUGUUAUAGAGGCAAAGAGAGCUGCUUAUUUUGGACAGGGAUCAGGACCAGUAUGGCUAAGUGGGUUACAGUGCGCCACUGACUCUACACUGAGAAACUGUAAUUCACAGGGAUGGGGGAAAAACACUUGUGGACAUGAGAAGGAUGCUGGAGUCGCAUGUCAGCGUGAGUACAAAACCUUGUACACAAAAUAAACAUGAUCUUAAUCUAAGCAUGUAAACUUUGAGUCAUCAUAUUUGAUCCACUUAUAACUCUUGUUUUUGUGGGCAUUAGCUAACAUUAGACUGGCUAAUGGCAGAACCUCUUGUUCUGGACGAGUGGAGGUUCUCUAUAAUGGAAUAUGGGGAACAGUGUGUGAUGAUGGCUGGGAUCUGUCAGAUGCUGCAGUGGUGUGUAGAGAACUGGGCUGUGGAGCAGUUUUGGAAGUAAAGACUUCUGCUUAUUAUGGAAAGGGUUCAGGAACAGUAUGGAUGAAUAAUGUAAACUGUUUUGGGAAUGAGUCUACAUUGAUGAGCUGUUCAUAUAACAGAAGUCCAACCAGCUGUGCCCAGAAAGAUGCCGGUGUCAUUUGUGGAUAUAUUAAAGUCCUGUUGAGGAUUAAAGUGAAGGCUGAACUUGGAAUCGACCCAAAUGAUUCUGGAGUCAUAAAUAAACUUUCAGAGGAGAUGAAGAAGCUGGGAAUAAAUGGAACUUUGAAAACUCAGGCAGAUGGAAAAGUCUUAAAAAAGACAAAAUGAAUUGCACCCUGACAUUUUGGUCAUUGCUGGUAUGCAGAGAAGAAAACAAGGAUAAUCUAAUAGGAAAUUGAAUGCUACAAUCUUUUAUACUUCAUAUACAAUAUAUAUAUAUAUAUAUACUUCUAUACAAUCUGACCUUUUAUAAAUAUUAUUAAUAAUUAUCUUAUGUAAGUUUUUCAUACAUGGCAGUGCUUCAUAUAAUAUCCCUGCAAUUUUUGCUUUCCUAAUGACAAUACAUAUUUGUGUUUAGAUUCUAAGAAACUAUCUUUGUGUCAUAUCCUAACUCGCUAACCAACAUUUACAUGUAAUAUAUACAGUAAUCUUGAUGUAUCCAAUAUUGUACAUAUAUGAACCUGUCUGGACUUUUAUAAUUGCACAAAUGCUAUUAGUCUAGUUAACAAUAAUUAAAUUUGAUUUAAUUCCAUUCUAUUUAAUUUAAAACACGAAUUAGAUUCA
Rhinichthys klamathensis goyatoka is the source of this 1338-nucleotide messenger RNA. RefSeq names its product deleted in malignant brain tumors 1 protein-like. The record is from RefSeq and is a predicted model, not a curated record. The transcript has 4 exons. The annotation marks the transcript as partial. Gene Ontology annotation, cellular component: membrane. Lineage: Eukaryota; Metazoa; Chordata; Actinopteri; Cypriniformes; Leuciscidae.